Molecule: messenger RNA, 2303 nt
Organism: Hypomesus transpacificus
Lineage: Eukaryota; Metazoa; Chordata; Actinopteri; Osmeriformes; Osmeridae
Product: T-complex protein 1 subunit gamma
Exons: 14
Coding region: 81-1703 (540 amino acids)
Biological process (GO): protein folding
Cellular component (GO): chaperonin-containing T-complex
Molecular function (GO): ATP-dependent protein folding chaperone; ATP hydrolysis activity; ATP binding
Source: RefSeq, a predicted model, not a curated record
UCCUGUGCCUCGCUUCUUCCUCCCCUUCCUCUCGUGCUCACCAGAAAGUUCCAGGCCGUUGUUCCUCCCGAGCUGACAAAAUGAUGGGCCAACAGGUUUUAGUGUUAAACCAGAAUAUAAAGAGAGAGUCUGGCCGUAAGGUUCAGAAGGGCAACAUCACUGCUGCCAAGACGAUAGCUGAUGUGAUCAGGACAUGCCUGGGUCCCAGGGCCAUGAUGAAGAUGCUGUUGGACCCCAUGGGCGGUAUUGUCAUGACCAAUGAUGGAAACGCCAUUCUGAGAGAGAUCCAGGUGCAGCACCCUGCAGCCAAGUCCAUGAUCGAGAUCAGCCGCACCCAGGACGAGGAGGUCGGGGACGGGACCACCUCGGUCAUCAUCCUGGCUGGAGAGAUGCUGUCUGUAGCCGAGCAGUUCCUGGAGCAGCAGAUGCACCCCACAGUCGUCAUCAGUGCCUACAGACAGGCCCUGGAGGACAUGCUGAACACCCUGAAGGACAUCAGCACCCCCGUGGACCCGGAGGACCGCUCCAUGAUGCUGAAGAUCAUCCACUCAGCCAUCAACACCAAGGCCCUGAGCCGCUGGUCCGACAUGGCCUGCGGCAUCGCCCUGGACGCCGUGAGGACCGUGGAGAUGGAGGAGAGCGGCCGCAAGGAGAUCGACAUCAAGAAGUAUGCCAAGGUUGAGAAGGUACCCGGUGGCAUCAUCGAGGACUCGUGCGUGCUGAAGGGGGUGAUGGUGAACAAGGACGUGACACACCCGCGUAUGAGACGCAUGAUCAAGAACCCUCGCAUCAUCCUGCUGGACUGCUCUCUGGAGUACAAGAAGGGAGAGAGCCAGACGGACAUAGAGAUCACUCGUGAGGAAGACUUCUCCAGGAUCCUGCAGAUGGAGGAAGAGUAUAUCCAGCAGAUCUGUGAAGACAUCAUCAGCCUCAAACCUGACCUGAUCUUCACCGAGAAGGGAGUUUCCGACCUGGCGCAGCACUACCUGAUGAAGGCCAACAUCACAGCUAUCCGCCGAGUCAGGAAGACUGACAACAACAGGAUCGCCAGGGCGUGCGGAGCGCGCAUCGCCAGCCGGACCGACGAGCUGCGUGAGGAAGACGUGGGCACGGGGGCGGGGCUGUUCGAGGUGAAGAAGAUCGGAGACGAGUACUUCGCCUUUGUCACCGAGUGCAAGGACCCCAAGGCCUGCACCAUCCUGCUGAGGGGGGCCAGCAAGGAGAUCCUGGCUGAAGUGGAGCGUAACCUGCAGGACGCCAUGCAGGUGUGUCGUAACGUGCUGCUGGAGCCCAGCCUGCUGCCAGGGGGUGGCGCCACGGAGAUGGCCGUGUCCAAGCGGCUGAUGGAGCGCUCGCGCUCCCUGACCGGGGUGGAGCAGUGGCCGUACCGCGCCGUGGCCCAGGCCCUGGAGGUGGUGCCCAGGACCCUCGUCCAGAACUGUGGAGCCUCCACCAUCAGGGUGCUCACCUCGCUCCGGGCCAAACACACCCAGGAGGGCAGCACAUCCUGGGGGGUGAACGGGGAGACCGGAGCCCUGGCCGACAUGACCGCCAUGGGGAUCUGGGAGCCCCUGGCCGUCAAGGCUCAGACAUACAAGACUGCAGUGGAGACGGCCAUCUUGUUGUUGCGCAUUGACGACAUUGUGUCUGGCCACAAGAAGAAGGGAGAUGAGCAGACUGGAGGAGGACCGGGAGCGGAGUAGAGUAGAGGGGGGGGGGGGGGGUGAGAGGAGAGGGAAGAGGAACAAAAGAAGCAGCAGUCACCUGAUCUGUUUUGGUUGCCACGGCAGUUGUUUUGGUUGUCUCGGUACCAGUGUUGGUUGUCACGUUAGUAGCAUUGGUCAUCAUGGCAGUCUGACAGAUAUGUUUCUGAGUUUACUGAAGUUAAUGUGUGAGAGUGUGUUUGUGUGCAUGCGUGUGUGUGUUUUUACAGUAUUUAUGUUAGUGGGUGAUUAUGAAUGUUUCUGACUGCACUCCCAGACCAGGAUCCAUCUACGCUAGUCGUGUGCCCUCCAGUGAGGAGUCUCUCCCACUGGGAGUUUGACUGAACCAACACCGGAUCACAAAACACCAACACGAUACUCAUUCACAGUUGAUAACGUCCAGUCGUUGAAGACUUUGCCAGUGUAUAACAGUACUGUAACUGAAUGCUCUUUCUUUCUGUAAACUUGACUCAAGUGGUGAGGUCGUCUUAACGGUGGCUGCACGUUUUACUGUGUUGGUCUAGAACUUGUCCUCCGCCAUCCUCCCCGACCUGUCGUUUAGGACUGCUAAAACCUCAAUAAAGUUGGGUGUGAAACUAA